CCCCGGCCCGCUCCGGACCCGGGCGGCGGACGCGGCGGAGGCGGAGGCGGAGGCGACGUGGCCCGGCCAUGGCCUCGCUCCUCAAGGUGGAUCAGGAAGUGAAGCUGAAGGUGGAUUCCUUCCGCGAGCGGAUCACCAGCGAGGCUGAGGACCUGGUGGCCAACUUCUUCCCCAAGAAGCUGCUAGAGCUCGACAGUUUCCUCAAGGAACCUAUUCUGAACAUUCAUGACCUAACGCAAAUCCACUCGGACAUGAACCUUCCCGUCCCCGACCCCAUCCUCCUCACCAACAGCCACGACGGCCUGGACGGUCCCAACUUGAAGAAGAGGAAGCUGGAGGAGUGUGAGGAGGCCUUCCAGGCAGGGACCAAGGUAUUCGUGAUGCCCAACGGGAUGCUGAAAAGCAACCAGCAGUUGGUGGACAUCAUCGAGAAAGUGAAGCCGGAGAUCCGGCUUCUCAUCGAGAAAUGCAACACGGUCAAAAUGUGGGUGCAGCUUCUGAUCCCCAGGAUAGAGGACGGAAACAACUUCGGGGUGUCGAUUCAGGAGGAGACCGUGGCUGAGCUGCGGACUGUGGAGAGCGAGGCGGCUUCCUACCUGGACCAGAUUUCUAGAUACUACAUUACAAGAGCAAAGUUGGUUUCUAAAAUCGCCAAGUACCCCCACGUGGAAGAUUAUCGCCGCACGGUGACCGAGAUCGACGAGAAGGAAUAUAUCAGUCUGCGGCUCAUCAUCUCCGAGCUGCGGAACCAAUACGUCACGUUACACGACAUGAUCCUUAAAAAUAUCGAGAAGAUCAAGAGGCCGCGGAGCAGCAACGCGGAGACGCUGUACUGAGCCUGGGGCCGGUCCUCGGUGGGCGGGAGGGGCCCCCCUCACUCCCUCCCCACCCCCGGCCCGGUCUGUUACGAGACUAUCGACGGGACGCUGGUUGCAGCCCUCCCUCCCUUCCCCCCACCCCAACCCCUUCCCUCAGACCCGGUUUUAGUUCCUUUGAGUCUAAUGAAGAUCUCGCCUACUUCG
Molecule: messenger RNA, 1022 nt
Organism: Ornithorhynchus anatinus (platypus)
Lineage: Eukaryota; Metazoa; Chordata; Mammalia; Monotremata; Ornithorhynchidae
Gene: PSME3
Product: proteasome activator subunit 3
Exons: 11
Coding region: 69-836 (255 amino acids)
Biological process (GO): regulation of G1/S transition of mitotic cell cycle; regulation of proteasomal protein catabolic process; positive regulation of endopeptidase activity
Cellular component (GO): proteasome activator complex; nucleoplasm; cytoplasm
Molecular function (GO): endopeptidase activator activity
Source: RefSeq, a predicted model, not a curated record